Messenger RNA from Suillus bovinus, 905 nucleotides. Its product is annotated as P-loop containing nucleoside triphosphate hydrolase protein. Gene Ontology annotation, molecular function: GTPase activity; GTP binding. Bases 87 to 752 code for a protein of 221 amino acids. The transcript has 6 exons. Gene Ontology annotation, cellular component: endosome. Gene Ontology annotation, biological process: regulation of endocytosis. The record is from RefSeq and is a predicted model, not a curated record. Lineage: Eukaryota; Fungi; Basidiomycota; Agaricomycetes; Boletales; Suillaceae.
AUCCGCUCUCACCCUUGCUUGGUUCCCUAAUUGUUGUACUUGUGUUUCUAAACUACCCUGAAGCACACGAAAAGUAAAGAGCCCUAAUGACAGGAAUCACUUGGCACUAUGUCCUGAAAUUCAUCAUCACUGGCGAUGCUGGAGUUGGCAAGUCAUCUUUACUUGUUCGCUUGACGGACCAACGUUUUCUUGCGAACCCCGACCCAACUCUAGGAGUAGAAUUUGGCUCGAAGCUAAUUGAGAUACCCGAAGAAGGGAAGAUUGUCAAGCUUCAAUGUUGGGAUACUGCCGGAACCGAAUCCUUCAGGUCAAUUACACGGUCAUACUACCGUGGUGCCGCGGGCUGUUUGCUGGUCUAUGAUGUGACGUCUCGCAAAAGUUUUACCAACGCGCAAUCAUGGCUUGCAGACGUACGAGAGCAUGCUGACCCUCAUUUAACUUGCAUACUGGUCGGAAAUAAAAUUGACCUAUGCGACGAGGAAGCAGAAGACACAUUGAGUCGACGAAGAGAAGUUUCCACAGACGAAGCGGACGAAUGGGCGAGAAAGGAGGGAUUGCUAUUCUUGGAAGCAAGUGCAAAAUCAGGGAGCAACGUUGAUACGGCAUUUGAGACAGCCUCGCGCGAUAUUCUCCAUAAGAUCAAGCAUGGCGUUUUUGAUGAUGAUCGAUCUCCAGGAGUGAAGCUGUCAAAGCCAACAAAUGGAAACGUCGCCCUGAAUCGAGCAUCAAAUAAACAGGGAUGCUGUUCAUGAUGACUACUAUAUUAUGUGCAACAUUAUACAUAAAGUUGCUGUAUUCUAUUCUACUGUGGUUAAGGGACUAUAGUUAUUACUCUGUAUUACCGAAGAUGCGCAGAAUUAUGAGACUCGUACUGUAUCUGAAAUGUUCAAUGAAAUCCCGCGCUA